Astrephomene gubernaculifera is the source of this 678-nucleotide messenger RNA. Lineage: Eukaryota; Viridiplantae; Chlorophyta; Chlorophyceae; Chlamydomonadales; Astrephomenaceae. The record is from the annotation of a GenBank genome assembly.
CGUAAGCAGCAGGCGCCGAGUCCUGAGCGGCUGCCACUCAUCCAGGCAGGGGUGGAUGACGCAGAAGCCCCCAUGGAGCUUGCAGAUGGCGCCGAGCUGGCCACAGCUGCUGAGGCAGCGGCAGCUGCUGACCCUGUUGCUCCUGACGCGGAAAUGGAGGCUGUCGUGGAUCCUGCUUUGGAGGUAGACUAUGACGCCGCAGAGCCUGCACCCAAGAAACCCCGGCUGUCGUCUCCUAGCAAGGACCGCACAGCCCCUGCUGCUGCUGCUGCUGCUGCUGCUGCUGCUGCUGUGGCGGCGGGUAUCAACACUCCUGCUGCACGGCGGGUGGCGAAUGGGGGCCCCCAAACCUGCAACGCCUCGACUUCUCCAUUGCAGCUGUUUGCUGCCGCUGCUUCUGCUGGUGACGGAUCCGCCUCAGGCGUGCUUGGUGGCGCGGGCACAAGCCCAGCAGGGCUAGCGCCACCUGCAUCAGCCACCGCUGCAGACCUGGUGCAGCACCAAAGCUGCUGCACGCAGCCCUCUGCUGCUGCUGCCGCUGCUGCUGCUGCUGCUGCUGAUGUGGCUACCAGCGGGUCCCCAGCAGGCGUGCCAAUGGGGCGGUCUCCGCCGCUGAGCACGGCAGGAGUUGUCCCCUCCCUGGCUCCAGCCUCCUCUCCACCCGUGCCUACAGAUCUG